AUGGAUCACCGAAAUUGUAGCUCCAUCCUACUAAGUGUUCUCGGUUUCGUCGUCCUGUUGCAAUGCAUUGCGGCAGCAAAGUAUUCCCGAUUCCGUUUGGCAGACACUCAGAGAAAUACUAUCCCAAAUGUUCCCUGCACAUGUGCCAUUUUUCUUACCGGCCAGUUCAAUCGUUUCAAUCGAACGGAACAGCCUAAGGGAAAUCCAGGAAUUCAGCUAGAGCUGAUGCAGCACUUCACCUGCACACCGGCCGGCAACAAGCAGUGCUCCAAUCGGUGUCUCGACGCGAUCGUCAAACAUUUGCCCAACUCGCAAAACGUUAUUUGUGCCACCAUCGACCGCGACUGCUAUCGAGAGCGCGCCUACCUCUUCUAUCAGAAUUGCUCCCCACGGUGGAUUAACAGCAACCUUUCGGCGGGUAAGGAGUUCUGCUGUCAGAACGACGAACCGAUGCGCUGCAAUCUGAUGGCAGAAUUGAUACGGCAAUCGUUGCUGGAAAACGGUAACAGCACGUCCACAUCAACCAGUUACGAAGAGGAGUGA
Messenger RNA from Anopheles cruzii, 543 nucleotides. RefSeq names its product follicle cell protein 3C-1 (gene Fcp3C). The record is from RefSeq and is a predicted model, not a curated record. Bases 1 to 543 code for a protein of 180 amino acids. NCBI's taxonomy places the organism in Eukaryota, Metazoa, Arthropoda, Insecta, Diptera, Culicidae. The transcript has a single exon.